This is a messenger RNA of Aspergillus clavatus NRRL 1, 741 nucleotides long. Its product is annotated as F-box domain protein. Bases 1 to 741 code for a protein of 246 amino acids. NCBI's taxonomy places the organism in Eukaryota, Fungi, Ascomycota, Eurotiomycetes, Eurotiales, Aspergillaceae. The record is from RefSeq and is a predicted model, not a curated record. The transcript has a single exon.
AUGCAAUGGGACUUCAGCUUACGUGUUUCCCGCAUGAUCGAUGUGGCAGCUAACCUGGUAUUCAUGAAUGUACAUCCAACGCUCGACAGCCUGACUACCGUUCACCUCGAACAAAAUGAUAGCAACGGCGGCCCCCCGGAUCCUACUGGCAUCCCAUACAACUUGGCACAACUGCGUAUCAUGAAGCAUUGGCUGACAGACACAUCAAACGUUACUCAAGCUGUCUCUAAGGUUGUGGCUCUGCCCGAAGUGCAGGAUAUUGACUUGCUCAUUCAAUCCAAGACCGAGAUAUCAGAAGCUUUCAAUGAUAGAGUAGGGAUUCUCAUAGCCCAAACCCGAACACGUCAACCCUCCGAUUUGGGUUCUAUCAUUGCCAUUGCCCAUGAUCUCGAUAGUGAUGAGAUUUUCUUGCAUGUGCUGCCGCCAGAACACACAUCGCCCCGGUUAUGCCUCGCACCAAUUGAUCGCAACCUCUUGUAUUACAUCAGAGUUGAGCAAGGAAAACCGACGAUCUGGAUUUCCCACCCGAACGCCCAAAUUCCCUAUCACCCGGCAAAGUCGAUGGAUACCCAUUUCAUGAGAGACAGCAUGCAUGCGCAUCAGCGUGACAGUCAGGAGUUUGUACUCAAAGGAGACAAUGAUUGUGUUCUAUUGGUUGACGAUGAGGGGAUGAGCGCGUGGUGUUUCGAUGAAGCUGCCCAACCAUCUUGUGCAAUCACCGGCGGAAUUCAACUUGGCUAA